AUGGAACAAACAGAGGCAAAUCCAGCAAAUAAUUUGGCUCUUGUGAGGCAUUGUGAUAUGCCAGAGGAUAUGAGAAUUGAUUGUGUAGAGACUGUGUCUUCUGCUAUUGAGACAGCAUUGGAAAAACAACCUCAAAAUUAUGAAAACGCUGCAAAAGCAAUUAAAAUUCAAAUGGAUAAAAAGUAUGGAAAAUCUUGGCAUUGUUUGAUUGGAGAGGGCUUUGGAUUUUCAAUAACUCAUGAAGCAAAGAAUCUUUUGUAUUUAUAUUUUAACGGAAAUUUGGCAGUUCUUGUGUUCAAGGCUUUGUAA
Molecule: messenger RNA, 309 nt
Organism: Naegleria lovaniensis
Lineage: Eukaryota; Heterolobosea; Eutetramitea; Acrasida; Naegleriidae
Exons: 3
Coding region: 1-309 (102 amino acids)
Biological process (GO): microtubule-based process
Cellular component (GO): dynein complex
Molecular function (GO): dynein intermediate chain binding; dynein light intermediate chain binding
Source: RefSeq, a predicted model, not a curated record